AUGGUCACCAACACUGGUGUUAUCUCUGUUCAGGCGGACGACCCCAAAUGGUUAGUAGAUCAGAUGUUGGAGAAGCACGUAUCGAAAGUCGUGAAGCCUCUGAAGGGCGCUCAGGUGGACACAGACAGUUUCUCGGAAGCUCUCAAACCGCGGUAG
Molecule: messenger RNA, 156 nt
Organism: Perkinsus marinus ATCC 50983
Lineage: Eukaryota; Perkinsozoa; Perkinsida; Perkinsidae
Exons: 1
Coding region: 1-156 (51 amino acids)
Source: RefSeq, a predicted model, not a curated record